GGACGGUUCCUACUGCGGCUGGGCACCGGCUGGGCUCCCGCGUCGGCCCCGCGUUUCAAGCUUGCGCCUGGCUCAACCUCAACCCAGCUCGGCCCGGCCCCGGUCUCGGAACGAAGGCGCCGCUGCCGCUGGGCCUCUCGCAGGGCCAUGAAGAAGCCGCGGCAGUCACUGCGGCCCUCGUCAAGGUGACCAGCCCGGACUACAGUGGACCUCUCAGGCAGGUUAUGUCACCAGCAGAGGUAGCGCCGAAGUUCCCUGCGGCCUGGAGACUAUGUACAAGAGGAAUGGUCUGAUGGCUAGCGUGUUGGUCACCUCUGCCACUCCACAGGGCAGCAGCAGCUCCGACUCGCUGGAGGGCCAGAGCUGUGACCAUGCCAGCAAGAGCUACGAUGCUGUCGUCUUCGACGUUCUGAAAGUGACUCCCGAGGAGUUUGCCAGUCAGAUCACAUUGAUGGACAUCCCCGUGUUCAAAGCCAUCCAGCCAGAGGAAUUGGCCAGCUGCGGAUGGAGUAAAAAGGAGAAACACAGUCUUGCCCCCAAUGUCGUGGCCUUUACUCGGAGGUUCAACCAGGUCAGUUUUUGGGUCGUACGAGAAAUUCUAACAGCACAGACUUUAAAAAUAAGGGCAGAAAUCCUGAGCCAUUUUGUGAAAAUAGCCAAGAAACUUCUAGAACUCAACAACCUUCAUUCUCUCAUGUCUGUGGUGUCAGCAUUACAAAGUGCUCCCAUCUUCAGGCUGACAAAAACCUGGGCUCUUUUAAAUCGCAAAGACAAGACCACUUUUGAGAAACUGGACUACCUGAUGUCAAAAGAAGACAACUACAAGCGAACUCGGGACUACAUCCGAAGUCUGAAGAUGGUGCCCAGCAUUCCUUAUCUAGGAAUCUACCUUCUGGACUUGAUCUACAUUGAUUCUGCAUACCCUGCCUCUGGCAGCAUCAUGGAAAACGAACAAAGAUCCAACCAGAUGAACAACAUCCUCCGAAUCAUUGCCGAUUUACAAGUUUCCUGCAGCUAUGAUCACCUCACUACCCUGCCACACGUGCAAAAGUACCUGAAGUCUGUGCGCUACAUUGAGGAGCUCCAGAAGUUUGUAGAAGACGAUAAUUACAAGUUGUCACUCAGAAUCGAACCAGGAAGCAGCUCUCCAAGACUAGUCUCUUCCAAGGAAGAUCUUGCAGGCCCCUCUGCCGGCUCCAGCUCAGCCAGGUUCCGCCGGAGGCCCACCUGUCCAGAUGCAUCUGUGGCCGGCAGCCUCCCCACACCGCCAGUCCCCAGACACAGGAAGAGCCACAGUCUGGGCAACAAUCUGAUGUGUCAGUUGAGUGUAGUUGACAGUAAGAGUGCCACAUUCCCAUCGGAGAAGGCCAGGCAUCUGCUGGACGACAGUGUCCUAGAGUCCCGCAGCCCCCGCAGGGGCCUCACCCACACCUCCUCCACCGCCAUCACCAACGGACUCUCCCUAGGCAGUAGUGAGAGCUCAGAGUUUAGUGAAGAAAUGUCUGCAGGGCUGGAAAGCAGGGGACGUCUUUAUGCCACGCUGGGGCCUAACUGGCGGGUUCCAGUUCGGAAUUCUCCCAGAACUCGGAGCUGUGUCUACAGCCCCACGAGCUCUUGCACCUGUACUGUGGGAAGCUCAGCCACUGUGCCCACUAUGGAGGGGCCUCUGAGACGGAAAACCCUGCUCAAGGAAGGCCGGAAGCCUGCACUGCCCUCGUGGACCAGGUACUGGGUUGUACUCUCAGGAUCCACCCUCCUUUACUAUGGAGCCAAGUCCUUGCGGGGCACAGACAGAAAACAUUAUAAAUCUACACCUGGCAAGAAGGUCUCCAUCGUAGGCUGGAUGGUGCAGCUGCCUGAUGACCCCGAGCACCCAGACAUCUUCCAGCUGAAUAACCCUGACAAAGGCAAUGUUUACAAGUUCCAGACGGGCUCCCGUUUUCAUGCGAUACUGUGGCACAAGCAUUUGGAUGAUGCGUGUAAAAGCAACAGGCCUCAGGUACCCGCAAACCUUAUGUCAUUUGAAUGAGUAUCUGCAGGACUUGGCGUGACAGCAAAGGCUUCUGAGAGCCUAGACUAGGUCUGGCGGAGGAGAGCAGCUCUGGGCGUAAGCUGUGGGCCAAGGCACUGGAGUCUCAUAGCUGGACUCAAGGAAUAUGGCUGUGGCCUCACAGUCCUGGAUGGCUCCCCAGUGUGAGAUCCACCUAUCAACCCACAGCAACUCUCAUGAAUCAUCCUGCAGCAGCACCCCACCAGGUGGUUGUCAGACCCCAAACUGUACACCUCUCUGGACCAUCGUCUGUUCACCAGCUGCUUCUGCAUCAGGGGAGCAUUUGACCCAUGUUGGGUUCUCCGUGCUUCGUGCUGCACACAGAGUAGAUGGUGGUAAUCUUCAAGAGGGCUGGGGAGCAGAGAUGGGCUGCUGGGCAGGCUUGCUACACCCCAAGUGCACAGGCCACUCACCCACAGGGCCGCCUCAGAUUUUGUAUACCCCAAAAGCAUCCUCUGCGUAUGCGUGUGUGUGUGUGUGUGUGUGUGUGU
Rattus rattus (black rat) is the source of this 2541-nucleotide messenger RNA. RefSeq names its product Ral GEF with PH domain and SH3 binding motif 1 (gene Ralgps1). Gene Ontology annotation, biological process: Ras protein signal transduction; positive regulation of GTPase activity. The transcript has 20 exons. Bases 272 to 2029 code for a protein of 585 amino acids. The record is from RefSeq and is a predicted model, not a curated record. NCBI's taxonomy places the organism in Eukaryota, Metazoa, Chordata, Mammalia, Rodentia, Muridae. Gene Ontology annotation, molecular function: guanyl-nucleotide exchange factor activity. Gene Ontology annotation, cellular component: plasma membrane.